This is a messenger RNA of Cryptococcus wingfieldii CBS 7118, 1548 nucleotides long. RefSeq names its product zinc finger protein. Gene Ontology annotation, molecular function: zinc ion binding. The record is from RefSeq and is a predicted model, not a curated record. The transcript has 5 exons. The coding region runs from base 1 to 1548 and encodes 515 amino acids. Gene Ontology annotation, cellular component: nucleus; cytoplasm. NCBI's taxonomy places the organism in Eukaryota, Fungi, Basidiomycota, Tremellomycetes, Tremellales, Cryptococcaceae.
AUGGCUACCGAACAAAAGGAAAACCUUUUCCCCACUCUCGGAGAGGUAGCGGACCGCACAGGCGCUGGAGAGGGCGAGGAGGACGAUGGUCAGAUGCAGGACGUCGAGAGUCUAUGUAUGCGAUGUCAUGAAAAUGGCGCGACUAGACUGCUGUUGACUUCCAUUCCUUACUUUAAAGAGAUCAUCGUAUCUUCUUUCCGAUGUGACCACUGUGGCUUUAGGGACACUGAAAUCCAGAGUGCCGGCGAGAUUCAGCCCAAGGGUGUCAGCUACACCGUUCACCUCCUCUCCCGUGCCGACCUCGACCGUCAAAUCGUCAAGUCCAACUGGGCCACUAUCACCAUUCCCGACAUCCAGCUCACCAUCCCUCCCGGUCGUGGACAGAUCAACACAGUCGAAGGCGUCAUCCGCGACACUGUCCGAGACCUCAACAUCUCCCAGCCGGUCCGUCGGGUUAUGGACCCCGAGACGGCCGGCAAGAUCGACACCUUGCUCGAGAAGCUCAGGGUCGCCAUUGACAUGGAGGAUGAUGAGGACGAGGACGGAGGUGUUGGUAGGGAUGACGAAGACGAGAAGCGCGCCUACCAAGAGUCGAAACCCCACGAAGAGAAGCCUUUCGUUCCCUUCUCCAUGAUCGUCGAUGAUCCCUCCGGAAACUCGUACUUCCAGUUCAAAGGCUCUCAGUCGGACGCCCAGUGGAACAUGCGUGCCUAUCCUAGGACUUUCGAACAGAACGUCUCCCUGGGUCUGGUCGCUGCCAACGAGGAAGGAGAGAAGCAGGAGGAGCCUGUUGUGGCCGAGGAUCACAAGCUUGGGAGUGUGGAGGAGUUCGAAGAGAAGAGGAAACAGUUGAUGGCGAGGGAAGACGGAACUGUGGUGCCGGAUGAAGUCUUCACUUUCCCUGCCACUUGUUCAUCUUGCGGGCAUCCUCUGGAGACCCGCAUGCAGCAAGUCAACAUUCCUUAUUUCCAAGACAUCAUUAUCAUGGCCAGUAACUGUUCCGCCUGUGGCUACAGAGAUAACGAGGUCAAGUCUGGUGGCUCCAUCGCCCCUAGGGGUAAGAGAAUAACCUUGAAGGUGGAGGAUGAAGAGGAUUUGAGCAGAGACAUGUUGAAGUCUGACACUGCUGGUCUUGAGAUCCCCGAAAUCGACCUCGUCCUCCAGCCCGGAACUCUCGGUGGCCGAUUCACUACCCUCGAGGGUCUCUUGAACGAGAUCUACACCGAAUUGAGUACCAAGGUUUUCCGUACUGGUGACUCUCUCACAUCUGGUCUCGGCCAGAUCAGCAAGGAGGCUGGGUCCGAGGAGCGUAAUUUCGAGGAUUUCCUCAAGGGUUUGAAAGACUGCAUGGGCGCCCAGAGGCCGUUCACCCUUAUCAUCGACGACCCUGUCUCCAACUCUUACCUCCAGAACCUCUUUGCUCCCGACGCCGAUCCCAACAUGACCAUCGAAGAGUACGACAGGACAUUCGAGCAGAACGACGAUUUGGGUUUGAACGACAUGGUUGUGGAGGGUUACAACGAGGACGUGAAGGACUCUUCUGCCUAG